Rangifer tarandus platyrhynchus (Svalbard reindeer) is the source of this 927-nucleotide messenger RNA. The record is from the annotation of a GenBank genome assembly. NCBI's taxonomy places the organism in Eukaryota, Metazoa, Chordata, Mammalia, Artiodactyla, Cervidae.
AUGGUGCUGGGCCGCGGGCUGCUCGGCUGCUGGAGCGUCGCUGAGCUGGGAGCCGCCUGCGCCCGUCUCGGCCUGGGUCCAGCCCUGCUGGGAAGCCUCUACCACUUGGGUUUAAGGAAGAGCUUGACCGUGGAUCAGGGCGCCAUGAAGGUGGAGUUACUGCCCGCUCUGACCGACAAUUACAUGUACCUGCUCAUUGAUGAGGACACCAAGGAGGCGGCCAUUGUGGAUCCAGUGCAGCCCCAGAAGGUGGUGGAAACGGUGAGGAAGCACGGCGUGAAGCUGACCACAGUGCUCACCACCCACCACCACUGGGACCACGCUGGCGGGAACGAGAAGCUGGUCAAGCUGGAGCCUGGGUUGAAGGUGUACGGGGGUGAUGACCGGAUUGGGGCCCUGACUCACAAGGUCACACACCUGUCCACACUGCAGGUGGGGUCUCUCAGCGUCAAGUGUCUGUCGACUCCGUGCCACACGUCCGGACACAUCUGUUACUUUGUGACCAAGCCCAACAGUCCCGAGCCGCCUGCUGUGUUCACAGGUGACACCUUGUUUGUGGCUGGCUGCGGGAAGUUCUAUGAAGGGACAGCAGAUGAGAUGUACAAAGCCCUGCUCGAGGUCCUGGGCCGGCUCCCUCCAGACACGAGAGUGUACUGUGGCCACGAAUACACCAUCAACAAUCUCAAGUUUGCUCGCCACGUGGAGCCCAACAACACCUCCAUCCAGGAGAAACUGGCCUGGGCCAAGGAGAAGUACAGCGUUGGGGAGCCUACGGUGCCGUCCACCAUUGCCGAGGAGUUCACCUACAACCCGUUCAUGCGCGUGAGGGAGAAGACGGUGCAGCAGCAUGCGGGCGAGACGGACCCCGUGACCACCAUGAGGGCCAUCCGCAAAGAGAAGGACCAGUUCAAGGUGCCACGCGACUAG